GGUCGACCCGACAAGGACACCGCUGGGCCGAUUCUCAUUCAAGGAUUCUUGCAGUAUCUAUGCCAAGGUACGCUUUCAGCAGCUAGUGCGAAGUUCUAUCAUAGAUGGCAAGAUGACCCGGUGGCGCUGCGUGUGUACGUUGUGGUCCUGCUGUUCUGUUCCUUGAUACAAACUGUUCUGGAAAGCUACAAGACAUGGGUGGAAACAAUUGUUGGCGUGCAUUGGUGGACAAGCCGCCUGCAUUGCACCGAAUUUCUUUGCAACGCCCUCAUAUGCAUCAUAUGUGAAGCUUUCCUCAUCCGACGGUGCUACAGAAUCACCCAGAGAAAUAUGUUUGUGCUCAUAUACCUAGCUUCGUUGCUCAUCAUAUCCUUGGUGGCGAGCAUAUGUCUCACCAUCCGCAUAGCACAAGUCAUCGGGCCUUUGUCGCAGAACGGGAUGGCAGACCCGCUGCACGCCAGCAUGUACGCCUACCCGCUCUGGGUCUACGUGACGCUCGUCAUGGCGCUCUCCCUCACCAUCAUCCUCUCCGUCUCACUCUGGCGCACGCGCACCGGCCUGCGCCACCUCGACCGCACACUCAGACACAUCAUCUUCAUCACCUUCGAGUCCGCCGUGCUCCCGACCGCCUGCAUGCUCGUCUCCGCCGUCAUCUACUCCAUCCGCGACGCGCAGGCCUCCUCCGCCGCCUCCGCCUCCCUGUCCCACACGCUCCACCUCGACCUCUUCUUCGCGAUCCUGACGGGCAAGGUGUACACGCUCGGGCUGCUCCGCACGCUCAACUCGCGCACGCAGUUCCGCGCGGGCAUGCACACGAGCAACCUUGGGCGGCGCUCGCUCACGGGGUGGGACUUUGCUACUGCG
Messenger RNA from Trametes versicolor FP-101664 SS1, 864 nucleotides. RefSeq lists its product as uncharacterized. The transcript has 9 exons. The annotation marks the transcript as partial. The record is from RefSeq and is a predicted model, not a curated record. NCBI's taxonomy places the organism in Eukaryota, Fungi, Basidiomycota, Agaricomycetes, Polyporales, Polyporaceae.